AUGGCAGCAGAACACGGGUUGCGGAAUCUGCCUCGUCUGCUGGGGAUAGUAUUGCUCGUGUUCGCCGUGCAGUUCGCGUUGCUUUCGUUCUACUUUGGCGUCAAGUUCGAAGGCAUUCACGGGCAGAUCUUCCAGACGUCAAACAACGAUGACUCGACAGACGACGACCCGUCCCUCGACACGCAUGCGCCACAAAACGCGAAAACGGAGUCGUCCUUUCGCCGUGCGAUUGUCGUGUACUUCCCCCAAGACCAGCAGGAUGCCCUCCUUCCACCGUUCCUCGCUCUUCGCGCGAGUUGGCUGGACUUGUCCGUCCACGAACCGCCGAAAUGGCGCACUGACCUUGUCGUGUACACCACCGCAGCUGCCGCGCACCCAACUGCUUCUGAGUCUCCCUUGCUCUCUAUGUUGGACGCUCUCGGAUGCAAAACGACUCGCCGACGGGCCAACGACGAACCAAACCGAUGUGUUGUCGUUCCAUCGUACGUUCCCGUCUCGUCCAAAGACACAUCCGUGGAUUCCAUGCACAUCGCCGCCAUGCCGCGCAUGAAUACAUACCAAUGGAUUCUACGCACCGACAUGCAUGCGUUGAUCACACCUGCAUUUGCGUGGUGGAAGCCUUCCGCGAUGACGGUAAGUCAAGGAUUGUAUCCGUCAGGGUCUCGCGACGCCCUGGCGCGCGUGGCGCGCGAGAACCUUCAUAUUGCGACCAUUCCCCAUACGUCUGUCGGUGUGACGUGGUAUGGCCCGACGAAACUUGUCCAGUCCUGCGCCGCACAAGCCGUCGACUUUAUGACGAACGUCGUGCCUCGCCAUCCCGACCUCCAACAACUCGUCAAUCGUUCUUCUCACGACGAUCCCCUUCGCCUGUUUGGCGCAUAUGUGGCCCUGAACAACUGCACGAAAGGGUUUGCCCUUGACGUUCGAGGCGACAUGCUCGAAGUCGCCGCGACGUCGACCGAGUCGACCGCAAAUCACGCGCAUAUUAUCGCGAAAGUGAGCUCCUCUAUCGUGACAGAACGCGCUGGGUUGAGGAAGGACGUGCUUGACGAGUAUGCGCUGUUCAUGGCUAUCCAGGGUAGCAAGGCCAUGGCGAAUCUUACCAUGGCCAUCGCUUCUCCCGCAAACGCGACUGCCGCUUCCACGACCGACGCCCCCACUACAUCCUCGCCAACAACGAGUGUCCCUGCCACGACCGUAGCAGCAGUGGCGGCAGUUGCGUCGACGAGUGCGGCCACGGGCACAACAACAACGGCAGCACCUUCCGCAACAACCACGUCAUCGCCGACGUUCGUGCGAGCUGCUGUUGUGUUUAUUCCCGAAGGCGCGGAAGGAUCUCGAUUUGUCCAGCAACUGCGGUGGUUUCGCCGAAGCUGGCAGCACAUGGCGUUGUCAGAACCAGCGACAUGGCGCACGGACAUCGUCGUCUACAUCAACGGGUCCGUCCCCGAACUCGCCUCGUUGAAUUGCUCGGAAGCGAACGUUCGACAGAGUCGCGACGCCCCCAACGCGUGCGUCGUGGUGGCAUCGUACUCGCGACUAAAGUCGGCCGACUUCAACUACUCGUUUGGCGACUCGAUCAACAUUGUGGCCGCGACGGACAUCCCAGCGAUGCAGCACUACGACUGGUUGCUCCGCACGGACGUCGACACGUUCCUCACACCGGCGUUCUCGACAUGGAAACCAGAAAAGAUGACUGUUGGUCGCGGCGGGUACACGUUCUCCGAGUCGAAUGCGGCCCGGUAA
Aphanomyces invadans is the source of this 1746-nucleotide messenger RNA. RefSeq lists its product as hypothetical. Lineage: Eukaryota; Oomycota; Saprolegniomycetes; Saprolegniales; Verrucalvaceae. The record is from RefSeq and is a predicted model, not a curated record. Bases 1 to 1746 code for a protein of 581 amino acids. The transcript has 2 exons.